AUGGACCAGUGUGGGUCGAUUGAAAGAGAGGCUUUUGUCUCUCUGUCUACGCCACGUAUAAGGCGCUCAAGGGCAGCCAUAAGCGCUCUGCUCGGUUUACUACUGCUCGUCAAUCUCGCGACGAGUCUUUAUCAAUUACCGCUCAACAGGGUCGUUGAAAGUCGUUUGUGUCGCGAUUACUACAGGGAGAAGGAGCCGUCCAGGUUUGGCCCAGAUGACAGUAUUUCCGAAGAUUUAUGCAAGCUUGACGAUGUUCAAAAGAGUCUGGCAUGGAUCCAAGGUGCAAUGGAUACUGCUUGGAUUAUCGGUGACUUCGUCAUGACCAUUCCCUUAGGCUUUAUGGCUGAGAAGUACGGCCAACGCGCAGUUUUAUGGCUUAACAUUGCCCCGAGAGUGUUCAUGCUGUCUUGGGCUGUCAUGGUGGGAUAUUUUGAUCAGCUGUUCCCCACCAAAGCCAUCAUCGCGGGCCCCUUCCUAUCAGUCUUUGGUGGUGAUUGCGUGUUCAAUUCGAUGACUUACGCCUUAGCCGCUGGAAUUACGGAUGACUACGUACUACGUGCGACUUACUUUGGAUGGAUGAGCUCUGUGUCCUAUGUUGUUGCGCUGCUUGGACCUGCCCUGGCUUCAGCUACUAUGACUGUAAUGCUAUGGCUACCCUUCUUCAUCGGAAUCAUACUUUUGGCACUAGCAGUACCCGCGAUAACACUGCUACCUGAUCAUCCUCAUACUGCUGAUGCAAAUGUCUUCGGUAAUCAGGAAGAGGUGCUGUCUCAUCCACUCAUCUCAUCUCCUUUACUUAAAGCUCAAACUUUGGAAACUUCCGCUCUGCAGGCUAUUUCCAUGCGAUUCGGAGAGCUCAGCUCUAUCUUGGCCAGCCAUCCACGCAACUUGACGCUGUUGUUCAUCUCGUUCUUCUUAACAUCUCUAGCGAGCUCCGACACUAAACUCUUAGUGCAAUAUAUAUCCAAACGGUACCAUUGGAGCUUUGCAUCAGCAGGCUAUCUUUUGUCGAGUAAGGCAGUCAUGAACUUCGUGCUAUUGACUGUCAUCAUUCCAUGGGUUUUACGCUCAAGACAUACACGUAGCCUGAGGAGCAGUUCGCCGGUCUCAACAGAUAGGGCCAAUUUGCGCUAUGCCCAAUUGUGCUUGGCUAUCUCGGUCAUCGGUGCUCUCGCUAUCGGACUCGCUUCUGAGCUUUGGUUCCUCAUUCCAUCUUUACUUCUCUACGCGCUUGGCUCCGCUCUACCAGUAUUUACCUUAUCACUACUCAAGUCGUCUGCAAUCGCGCCGGAGGAGUAUAGCAACCCGAAAUCAACCGACGUAGAGACGCAUCUAUUCUCAAUCACCAUGAUGAUCAAGACAUUAGGGUCUUUAGUUGGAGCGCCACUUAUGGCAGCGUUAUGGAUUCGAGGCAUCUCACUUGGAGAUGCAGCACUAGGGGUCCCUUAUUUUACAAGCUCGGCGAGCUAUGCUGCUGCUAUGUUGGUUCUUUCGAAGAUCCGAGCCUAG
This is a messenger RNA of Truncatella angustata, 1509 nucleotides long. RefSeq names its product major facilitator superfamily transporter. NCBI's taxonomy places the organism in Eukaryota, Fungi, Ascomycota, Sordariomycetes, Amphisphaeriales, Sporocadaceae. Gene Ontology annotation, biological process: transmembrane transport. Gene Ontology annotation, molecular function: transmembrane transporter activity. The coding region runs from base 1 to 1509 and encodes 502 amino acids. The record is from RefSeq and is a predicted model, not a curated record. The transcript has 3 exons. Gene Ontology annotation, cellular component: membrane.